CACCAUGGAUUCUUGGAUUAGAUCCCUUGCUAGAGUGUUGUUGACACUACUUGGUCUAGUUUUGUGGGGGGCUGCUGCAGCUCUGGCCUUUGGUGGAGCUUUUGUGAUCCUUACAUACAAGAACUACAGGUGGUUCUUUCAGAAUUGUUUCCUGCUUCUGCCAGGCUGGCUGGCUGUUGCUGCUGCUUUUCUCUUGCUCCCCGCUGGUGCCUUGGCCAUUGGCAUCCCUGCUAGGAAUUCUCGCUAUCAACAGGGGACUUUCAUGUACUUGCUUGUUGUUCUUUUCUGUUUAGAAGCUUCUGUAGCUAUGCUGGCACAUAUCUAUCCUGACAGGAUGGGAUCUGAACUGACGGGCACCAUGGGGCACCUUUUUCAUCAGUACAAUGGGACGCACUCCCAUCAUCCUAGCAACAGGGCUGUGGAUACAAUUCAGAAACAGCUGCAAUGCUGUGGGGUGUACAACUACUCUGACUGGGUGAAGGCAGCACUUCCAGCAUCAUGUCAUCUCCAAGCUAGAAGCAUGUGUGUCCCUGAAAGCUGUUGUAAAGAGACUUUGCACUGCAGUGGUGAUGUGAACCAGUCAGCACAGCUCUUUCAAGAGGGCUGUCUCAAGAAACUGAACUACCGGCUGCAUUUUGUCACACACUUUGUAUUUUGGUGCUGCGCUGUCCUUGCAUGUUUGCAGGUUCUGGCUGCCAUUAGUAACGGGAUACUCAUGAAACAUCGGCCCUUCCAAGACUUACGAAUUCUGGAUUCUGCUGUGUUUUCAUAGACUUUAGAACUGGGAAGCUAUUUGACUUGUCCCUCAUGCCCUGAGAACAUGGGGCAGCAUAAAUGCCAUUUUCUUUAUUUACCUAGGCAAUCCACGAUCCAAUUUUGCUGCUAGAUUUCCUAAAAGCAUAAUUCCCUGUUUUAAAGAACUGUUAGACUCUUGGGUUUUUUUGUUCUUUUUUUUUUCUUUUUAUAAAACUAAGUAUUAAUAAACAUCAUUUGAUAAUCCAAUUGAUCAGGUAGUUAAAUUGGGAGAAGAGAAGUUUGUUGGCAUGUGUGCUGACCUGAAAUGGAGGAGGGUGGAAAUGGAUAAGCGUGGAUAAAAGGGGAGGAAAAUGGUGAGUCUGUACAUGAUGGUGAAAUUAAACGCACAGAUAAGCACUCGCAAAGUCAUGUCCCAAAUAUGGAGUAAAUCUGAAAUUCUCCUGACUUUGACAGGAUCAUAGCUCUUACUUCUUAAGCUUCAGUUCAGUCCAACAGAUAAUUUUCUCCAGCCUUCAACCCCAUGUGCCAUAUUAGCACAUCCCUUCAUAGAGAGAAAGGGAUCAAAACAGAGGGCUAUAGCUUUACUGUAAACUAAUUUUUUUUUCCCCCUAAACACAUACCAGGCAUUUUUGGAAUAAUAUUGGGAUACAAAUGUGCUUGCAUAAACACAUCAUUAUGUAGAUGUUGCUCAUCAAAGAUAGUUCACGAAUGGUAAAUCACCUUAAUUAUAAAAUACCAAGAGAGUGGAAAUUAAAGAAGUGGAAAAUCUAGUUAAUGACAUUUGAGUAACUAUUAUGCAGAAGAUGGAAGAGAUGUAGCUGG
Messenger RNA from Alligator sinensis (Chinese alligator), 1578 nucleotides. RefSeq names its product tetraspanin-3-like. Bases 5 to 772 code for a protein of 255 amino acids. NCBI's taxonomy places the organism in Eukaryota, Metazoa, Chordata, Crocodylia, Alligatoridae. Gene Ontology annotation, cellular component: membrane. The record is from RefSeq and is a predicted model, not a curated record. The transcript has a single exon.